AUGAGCGAACGGUUGUGCCAGAUACUAAGUCUAAAGCGGCGUGCAAUCAACGUACCUAUCAGCGGAAUUGGGCAAGUGGAAGCGCGAGCAAGGUUCAAGGUAAACGCGACAGUCAGUUCGAGAGUUUACGAUUUUUCAAUUGGCAUGGAUUUCCUAGUGCUGCAGAGGGUUAUAUCCGAACUCCCAUCGGCUAACUUGCCUGUGGCACAUUGGAAGAUACCGAAGGAUAUUCAAUUGGCUGAUCCGAACUUCAAUAGCAGCAAUCAGGUGGAUCUACUUAUCGGAGCGGAGCAUUUUUAUCGUUUCCUGUUCGAGCGGGAAAUAAAGCGAAUGAAGUUGGGUCCCGGUCUGCCAAUGUUGAUAAACUCAGUAUUCAGCGUGGAAAAGAAACCCCUUUGGUCGAGGGAGGAGCAGGAUUUCGAACGUCACUUCGUGAAAACUUUUAGUCGUACAGAGGACGGUCGGUACGUUGUACGUUUGCCAAAACAUGUAAACUUCGAGCAGAUGUUGGGUAAUUCACGUGAAAUGUCAUUAUCGCGAUUCAGGAAGCAGGAAAGUCAGUUGGAGCGAAAGCCGGACAUGCGCUUGCAGUACAAUGCCUUUAUGCAAGAGUAUUUGGACCUUGAACACAUGAAGGAGAUAAGUGAAGAUGUGAUCCAGAAGGAAGUGUCGUCGGAAAGCACGAAAAAGGAAUAUUACCUGCCACAUCGCGCUGUGCUGAAGGAAUCCAGCACUACAACGAAGGUACGCAUAGUAUUCGAUGGUUCAGCCUGUACCGACACUGGUUAUUCUUUGAACGAUGCGCUACUGAAAGGUCCAAUCAUUCAGGAUGAACUCCCAAGUCUGCUGAUACGUUCUGUAAGCAUGAAGUUGCACUAG
Molecule: messenger RNA, 879 nt
Organism: Armigeres subalbatus
Lineage: Eukaryota; Metazoa; Arthropoda; Insecta; Diptera; Culicidae
Exons: 2
Coding region: 1-879 (292 amino acids)
Source: RefSeq, a predicted model, not a curated record